Messenger RNA from Clunio marinus, 1245 nucleotides. Lineage: Eukaryota; Metazoa; Arthropoda; Insecta; Diptera; Chironomidae. The record is from the annotation of a GenBank genome assembly.
GAAAAUAAAUUUUAUAAUACAAAUAUGGCGGAAGUUCCCACUAUAGAAACACGCAGUCGUUCGCGAUCAAAAACGCCGGGUUUGUUGGCAAGUGAGAAUGGAGAUCAUGGAAAAAAGGGAUCGAAAAAGAUUCCUACUAUAAGUUUAAUUGAAGAAGAAGACGACGCUGUGGAAAUUGUUCCAAUAUCACAAGAUACACGUCCAAAGCGUCAACGUCGUAAUGCCAAAGCCGUUACUUCUGAUACGUCAGGUGAUGUAUCGGAAGAUUCGCUUAAAAACAGCCAGAAGAAAAAUGUCAUUAAGUCUGUAACAGUUGAAUCAGUGAGUGUUGUAAAGACGACUAAUGGAAAUGAAGAAUCGAGUGAACAAGUAACAACAUCAGUCAAAUCUACCUCUAAUGAAGGAUCAGAUGCUCUCGAAAAUCAGAGCAUAUUUAACAAUAUCUUCACCGCCAUAAAAACAAGUACACCAAUAUUAUCGAACAAAAGCUCUAAACGUGUAACCCAAAAUGCAAUCAAUUCAGAUGUCAACGCCGCUGAUCAUCCAGCUUAUAAACUGUACAUAGAGGCCGGCGAAUAUUGGAACCAAUAUCCAAAAACUGACUACACAUAUUCCGAGUUGUCUCCUCAUCGUCGUGAAUUAAGUAAUGGCAUCGUUGCUAUGCCAAAUAUGUCACGACGAUCACUUGAAAAGUACCACACACGUGUGGAAAAUAUGAUUCAAAAGAAUCCAACCGAGGAAGGUUUUCUUCGUCGCAAGUUUUUGUCAAACGCUAAUACCUCGUUCCAAAAACGAUCUGCAGACUUGCAAUAUGACUCCGCCGAUGAAAUUGAUGUAUCAAAGUUUCGUAACUCGUACCAAGUCCGUAAGCAGGAAAACUUCAUGAGUCGCUUUGUUUCGAUGAUUAGAAGCAUGUUUGUCUCGUUAUAUGACCGAACAUCGCAAGCAUUCUCUUUAUCGAGAGGAAGACGAUCUUACUAUCCCGUCAGAAAGCAACCUGGAAUCUUCUACAAAGCUUUCGAAUCAUUGAAAAAGUUUUUGUUGUUGACAUUCUCCAAAAUUUAUCUGCUUAUCUCAUCCAUUCUAUGUUUGGAUACUUGGAUUGUUUAUAAUCGUUCAAACAACACGAUGGAAAAUCGUAGACGUAAAAGGUUUAUGCUGACAAUGUUGGUGUUGCUUCCAUUGCUAGUGCUUAGUGGUAAGUUGAGAGAAUCUUUUAAGAGAGAAUUGAAGAUUAAAGUUUAA